CCCCGUCUAACACCCGGCUGAGAAAAUGUUGCAGGACUUAAGUGAAUGGUGCGCAAGUUAUGCGCUUUUAAUCAAAUUAGCUACAUUGCAGACAAUAAGCACUUGAAGCGGGUUGACAACUGUACUAAGUUGGCAGUGGGCUGGUGGCUCCCCCCACCCCAGGGUCUUACUGACGGGGAGGGAAAGUGUCUGCUGUCUGGAUCCUGGGCUCUAAAGGCUAUUUUGAAAAGUUGCCCCUUCUCUUUCUCACUCUCUCUUGCACACACACACACAAAUGCCCACACACACAGCUGCUAGAAACCAUGACAGAAGAUGACGGAUACAGUUGUCACAGAGGGACAAGUCAAGUUUAGAGAUGGAAAAAAGUGGAAGACUCGUUGGGUUGUUCUCCAGAAGCCCUCCCCGGUCGCAGAUGGCUUGACUUUGCUUGUGUGCAAGGAGAAGAAGAAGAAAGGGAAAAGCAGCGGACACAAGGAGAGGCUGAAUGUAACACUGGAGGGGAUUUGUGGUGUGGAGCCAGGAACCGGGUAUGACGGCGUGCCCUACACUCUGUCCAUCCUCUGCCUGGCAAGAACCCUUAUCCUGGGUUUUAAGAACAGAGACUCCCUGCUGAGCUGGGAUGCUCGGAUCCGCUACAGCCUGGGUGAAGCUCACAGGUUCUUUGUCAGCGUGGAACCAGGCACCAAACUGGAAAGUGGGCCUGCCUCCCUUCAUCUGUGCAACAACUUGUUGGUCCUCAGCAGAGGCCUGCCUCCGGUGGUGAUUGGUCACUGGAAACUGUCGGCGCUGCGUCGAUACGGUGCCGUGCCUCAUGGCUUUGUGUUUGAGGGAGGGACUCGCUGUGGAUUCUGUAAGUAAAUACUAACUCUAAGGAUGAGAGAGGCAAGUCAAAUCAACUAGCAAAGUAGGUUUAAAACCUGGUUACUGAGAGGAAUUUGUUUGAUUUAAACAUGCAAAACCGCUGAGUGUUUCUCAAAACAACAUAAGUUCUUUUUAUGCUUGGAUGAACUAAAACUAAUUUAAAAACUUUGGUAAAAUUUGUUAAAGAAGACAGAGAAAAGAAAGCAUGGUGAGCAAAAGUAGGAAUUGAAAUCUCUUCCCUUAAGGUCCACUGAUUAAGACUUAGCUCUACAGUUUUCAGAUGCAGUCUGAUGACAAUAUUGUAGUAGUUAGAGCUCUGGUGAUGGGUCCAGUAAGGAUGCAGGAAGGUCAAACACGUCGCAACAUUUACAGAUCUCAAAGCACUUGUCGUGGUCCAGUAGCUGUCGAUCUGUUACUGUGUUUGUACAUUUUUCUUGGG
Xiphophorus couchianus (Monterrey platyfish) is the source of this 1300-nucleotide messenger RNA. Its product is annotated as protein Dok-7-like. Lineage: Eukaryota; Metazoa; Chordata; Actinopteri; Cyprinodontiformes; Poeciliidae. Gene Ontology annotation, molecular function: protein kinase binding. The coding region runs from base 313 to 858 and encodes 181 amino acids. Gene Ontology annotation, biological process: neuromuscular junction development; positive regulation of protein tyrosine kinase activity. The record is from RefSeq and is a predicted model, not a curated record. The transcript is spliced from 5 exons.